Molecule: messenger RNA, 2618 nt
Organism: Cannabis sativa
Lineage: Eukaryota; Viridiplantae; Streptophyta; Magnoliopsida; Rosales; Cannabaceae
Product: vacuolar-sorting receptor 1
Exons: 12
Coding region: 254-2131 (625 amino acids)
Molecular function (GO): calcium ion binding
Source: RefSeq, a predicted model, not a curated record
AUUAAUUAUUACUAAACAUAAUAGCACACUUAAAACCCGGUUUGUUUCCUAAACGUUUUUUUUAGAUAAACAUAGUCACUUUCAGAAUUUUCAUAAAAAUUACACUCGACAAUAAAAGCGACGAUUAUGAUAUGAUUGAUCGCACAGUGUGAAUUCAAUGUUAGCCAUUUUGUUAAUUUAAACACUCGAAUCGACUCAUUUUGUAUUUUCUUCUUCAAAUCAAUCUCCGUGAACGGAGUUUCAGAGAUCAGCGAUGAUGAGGCUCUUCUUAGGGUUUCUGCUACUGUCUUUCGCACCUUUCUUCUCAAUUCAUGGAAGAUUCGUGGUGGAGAAGAACAGCUUGAGGGUAACAUCACCCGACCGAAUCAGGGGAACCCAUGACACUGCCAUUGGAAACUUUGGGAUACCUCAAUAUGGUGGCAGCAUGGCUGGAAAUGUUUUGUACCCAAAAGAUAAUCAAAAGGGCUGCAAGGAGUUUUCCGACGUUGGGAUUUCGUUCCAAUCCAAGCCCGGAGCUCUUCCCACCUUCGUUUUGCUGGAUCGUGGAGAUUGUUUCUUUGCUUUGAAGGUGUGGAAUGCCCAGAAGGCAGGAGCUUCUGCAGUUCUGGUAGCUGAUGACAAGGAGGAACCUCUAAUUACAAUGGAUUCUCCUGAAGAAGAUGGUUCAUCUGCCAAGUACAUUGAGAACAUCACCAUCCCAUCAGCACUCAUUGAUAAAAACUUUGGGGAAGUAUUAAAGAAAUCAAUCCAUUCUGGGGACAUGGUCAACGUGAAUCUUGAUUGGAGAGAAGCUGUUCCACACCCAGACGAUCGAGUGGAAUAUGAACUAUGGACCAACAGCAAUGAUGAAUGCGGAGUUAAGUGUGACAUGCUGAUGGAAUUUGUGAAAGAUUUUAAGGGUGCAGCUCAAAUUCUUGAGAAAGGUGGUUAUACUCAAUUCACGCCUCAUUACAUAACUUGGUACUGUCCUGAGGCAUUCACCUUGAGCAAACAGUGCAAGUCCCAGUGUAUUAAUCAUGGAAGAUACUGUGCUCCUGAUCCUGAGCAGGAUUUCACCACUGGUUAUGAAGGGAAAGAUGUGGUUUUGGAAAACCUGAGGCAGCUCUGUGUUUUUAAAGUGGCAAAUGAAACCAAAAAGCCUUGGGUCUGGUGGGACUAUGUGACAGAUUUCCAAAUUAGAUGUCCUAUGAAGGAGAAAAAGUAUAACAAGGAUUGUGCUGUUGCUGUCAUUCAAAAUCUUGGACUGGAUGUUAAAAGUGUUGACCAGUGCAUGGGAGACCCUUCUGCAGACUCAGAAAACCGUGUUCUGAAAGAAGAGCAAGAUGCUCAGGUUGGGAAAGGAUCAAGAGGUGACGUGACCAUAUUACCUACUCUUGUUGUCAAUAAUCGACAGUACAGAGGAAAGUUGGAGAAAAGUGCUGUUUUGAAGGCUAUCUGUUCCGGUUUCGAGGAAACAACUGAGCCAGCUGUUUGUUUGAGUCCUGAUGUGGAGACGAAUGAGUGCUUGGAUAACAAUGGUGGUUGCUGGCAUGAUAAAUCAGCCAAUCUCACUGCCUGCAAGGACACGUUUCGUGGGAGAGUAUGUGAGUGUCCCCUGGUUGAUGGGUUGAAGUUUAAAGGAGAUGGUUAUACCACCUGUGAAGCAAGUGGGCCUGGGAGGUGCAAGGUAAACAAUGGUGGUUGCUGGCAUGACGCUCGAAAUGGGCAUGCAUAUUCUGCUUGCACUGAUGAUGGAGAGGUCAAGUGUCAGUGUCCUCCUGGAUUUAGAGGCGACGGCAUCAAGAGUUGUGUGGAUAUUGAUGAAUGCAAAGAGAGAAAAGCCUGCCAAUGUUCUGAAUGCAGCUGCAAAAACACUUGGGGAAGCUAUGACUGCUCAUGUGGUGGGGACUUAUUGUAUAUGAGGGACCAUGACACCUGCAUAAGUAAAAGUGCCUCAGAGACACGCUCUUCUUGGACUGCUAUUUGGGUCAUUUUAAUAGGCUUGAGUAUGGCUGGUUUUGGGGCAUAUCUAGUGUACAAAUACAGAUUAAGGUCUUACAUGGAUUCAGAAAUCAGAGCGAUAAUGGCACAAUAUAUGCCGCUGGACAGCCAAGGAGAAGUUCCAAACCACGUCAACCAAAAUCACGCAUGAGAAAGAAUUCUCCUUUAUGAUGAAAAUCUGGAUGUGUAUCAUGAAUAGAAACAGCCUUUCUUCAUCUAGUCAGAAUUUGAUUCUCCGAGUGUCGCCGUAUAGAUGAGUGUAAUAUAUUUGGAUAAUAAAUUAAUGCAGAUUUCAACAUGCCCGUUGUUUAUUAGGACUAUAUUAUGCACUACAGCGAGAGUCAGAGGACGACAGUUGAAGGAAGGGAUUUGAUUUUGUGUGGUUUGAAGUGGAAGAUUUCAAAGGGUUAGGAAGUUAAGUAAUAUCCAGAAUUUCAUUUCUGUGGAACAUGUUUUCAUAUUUGAAUGCAGUUCUGUAAUUUACCCACUUUGUACUUUUAGGACAGCUUGAAUUUCUUGUUAUCGCUAUUGGUUAUUUUUUGUUUGUUGCUAGGAUCACAAUUGUUGUUGAUUGAGGGAGUUCUUUUCUUUAUUCUUAUCAAUCGUAAAUUAUGGAACCAGAUGCACAUUUAAGACUA